UCUCCAAGCUGACUUCUCUUGGUCAGCUGGAAAUGACCUGGAGAAGCGGAGUUCACUUCCAUCCACUUCUUGUGAGAGUCCUGCACAAAUCUAGACUAAGGUACUACGGGAAACCAGAGAAAAAAAUGGAUAUGCCUUACCAGGCUUACUUUGAAGUUGCUGAUGGUUCAGGCAUGAUGUCUAUGGUUUUGUGGAAUUCAUUAUGUCCUGAAUGGUAUAACAGUAUGAAGGUUGGCACGGUACUUCUUCUUGAACAGUAUGCUAUCAAAAGCAGUUACCCAUUUAAAACACAGCCAACUCCAGGGGAUUCACAGAUGAAGAGAUUUGCUACAAUUGAAAUCAGCCUUAAUGUUCGAGACCCUCCUACUAAAAUAAAUAUUAUUCCAGAAGAAAUGGUAAAGCCAGAGUGGGGAUUACCUGAAGUUAAAUAUCGGUUUAUCACAAGGUCAGAACUGGAUGACUUGCCAAACAAUCAUUCCUGUGAUGUUAUUGGUCUUGUGACAUUUGUAGGAAGGGCUGAACGAGCAAGAAAGAGAGAACAGGGUGAAGACUUCUGGCUCUAUCGUUGGGCACAUGCCAUUGAUGGGACCUCAGACCAACCAUUCAUACUGGAAUUAUUUGCAACUUCCCAGCCAGAUGUGUUUGAACACAUUCACCCAAUGACGUAUUUGGUGUGUACACAGAUGAGAGUGGUACGGGACCUCACUGAGAAUCCUUCCAGCACAAUUUACCUUACGACUUCAAAUGAAAGUCAGAUAUUCAUUACAGGGUGGCACAAGGGCCAGCCAUACACCAAGGAUACCAAAGUGAAAAACUUCAUUCAGUGGACUAAAACACAAAGUGAAGCUGAUCAAAUGAAGAAAACUGUCAUUGGUGGCUAUUAUCCCUUCCCACGACCUCCAAAUAACUUCUUGAAAUAUUGUAAAAACAAUAAAGUUGAAUCCAUUUUGAAAGCCAUAGGUGAAACGGGGAAAGAGAUUGAAGACUUGCACUACAGAGAACACAAGCGCAUUGCUGUUCAGGGGAUAAUUAGUGCCAUAAGAUACAUCAGCUGUAGCAAUGCAGCUGCAGAAGCCUCAGGAGCGGAACUUGUUCAGAAAGAUACUUCUCAGUCUCUUGAAAGUUCUGCUAUGUCCGAAGAAGACUGUGUUCACAAGGGAAAAACCACCAACCUUCAAAAUAAAGAAGUUAAGUCUUUUCUGGGGCCACGUUGCACUCCUGGGGAACAUCAUCAGCACCAAGCUCAACUGUCAAAAAAGAGUUCAGUCAAGAGAAAGAUACCACGCAGAUUAAAUGCAGAUGCAGAACAGGGAAGUGCAUCUGUCAUUCCUGUAUCAUCUUACCCCUAUUUCACACGGUCUGCAAGAAGAAAAUUUGGCUUGAAUGAAUUUCAACAUGAAGAUUUUGUGCAAGAUAAAAAUGAUCAGGCUGUAUCGGACAGUUUACAAUGCUGCACAGACCGAGAAGGAAUGAGUGAUCCACCUGAAACUGAAGAGACUGCAAGAACUUGUGAUUCAUGGCAGAGUGACCUGUGGGCACAAGUGAAAGACAAGUUAAUGAAAUAUUUACAUCACAGCACAAUUUUCCCAGAAAGCAUCCCACGUAAAUUUGAUUAUGUGCACAAAGACUUACUCAUGCAACAGUACAACCUUCAUGCAGCAGUGCACCAGCCAAAAGAAACCAGAACAGAUAAAAAUAUCAAUGAGUUUAAAAGUGCUACUGGCCUUGGGUAUUAUGAAGUGACAGUUCUGGGUAUAAACCACGAUGUAGCAAUAGAUGUUGCAUUUCUUCCACUGUGUUGUCCUGAAGAUCCCCGCUUAUUUCAACUAGAAGAUAUUCAAAAUGACACGUUAUUGUCUUGUAUGAGUUGCAUCUCUGCAUGUCAGCAGAAGGCCACUAGCAAUGAAAGGCUUCAUGACAUGUUUCCACUUUCAAAUGAAAUUGUAAAAGCAGCGAUGGAUCUAGAUGGCAAACAUGUUGUCUGCAUCUUGGACAUCUGUCACUUGGGUGAUGAUAAAGUGGAAGUCUUUCUAAGCAAAAUCUACAAGACAGUGGAACCUGGUGUGCUGGAUCCAGUGUAA
This is a messenger RNA of Antrostomus carolinensis (chuck-will's-widow), 2081 nucleotides long. It is a transcript of the gene RADX, whose product is annotated as RPA1 related single stranded DNA binding protein, X-linked. The transcript is spliced from 14 exons. NCBI's taxonomy places the organism in Eukaryota, Metazoa, Chordata, Aves, Caprimulgiformes, Caprimulgidae. The annotation marks the transcript as partial. The record is from RefSeq and is a predicted model, not a curated record. Gene Ontology annotation, molecular function: single-stranded DNA binding.